This is a messenger RNA of Purpureocillium takamizusanense, 2221 nucleotides long. RefSeq lists its product as uncharacterized. The transcript has a single exon. Lineage: Eukaryota; Fungi; Ascomycota; Sordariomycetes; Hypocreales; Ophiocordycipitaceae. Gene Ontology annotation, biological process: secondary metabolite biosynthetic process. The record is from RefSeq and is a predicted model, not a curated record. Gene Ontology annotation, molecular function: monooxygenase activity; FAD binding. The coding region runs from base 821 to 1948 and encodes 375 amino acids.
UAUCAUGAGAGGGCAUCGCGGUACUAGGGCCCGCUCCCGUGUCAUCGCCGUCAACAACAUCAGCCGCUGGCUCCUCGCCGCCCGUCUUGUAGUAUGUGCAUUGUAUGGCGCGGCUGGAGCAGCUCGAGCAGCAGGGCCGCUGACGGUCACAGCGGCGCUUGCGCUCGCGACAGGGCUCGCAUGACAGCGGGAGGCGGUUCCACCGAUGGAUCAUCAUCACCGCAUGGUUGUCUCUUGACUGCAGGCGCCGCGUGCGGAGUCCGCGUUGCCUGGAUUCAGGGUCUUGAUUUGGCGAUGACAUUGAUGCGGCGCGAACCUGAUAAGGUGUGGAUGCGGUUUCUUCGGUCGUGCCGCACGCCUGACUGCAACAAAAGCAACACAUCAAGGUCAUGCAAGCUGCGUCUCGAUGUGCAGAGCGGCCUUCACGUCCGCACGGCGGAGGCGCUAGCUUGGUUUGGCAAGUCCCUCCGCCAGUCUUGGUGGCGAUGGUCAGCCGCAGUGAGGCGGCCUCAAAGAAGUUAUAAGUUGAGGAAUCCACAUCUAGGUCAGACGGGCGAGCAGAGCAACGGACACAUCAGGCACGUACGCGGUCCAAAGACACAGAAUUGCGGUCAAGAUGAGAAAGGCAAGUAACUUUCCAAGUUCCAAAUUCCUUCCUAAUGCUGGCUGACUGGACCAGGCCAUCGUCAUCGGGGGCGGCCCGGCCGGUCUCUCAACCGCACUCCGACUCCACCAGACCACCGACAUCUCUUGCACCGUCUAUGAACUGCGGCCGGAGCCAACGACUCUCGGAGGGGCAAUUGGCAUCUUCUCCAAUGGCAUGCGGCUCCUGCACCGGCUCGGACUUCACGACGAGUUGCUCUCGCGCGGAAGCAGCCACUCUCGCUUCGUCCUGCACUCGGUGCAAGGCGCCAUCCUAGGCGAGCAAGACAUGGUGGGUGCGGUGCGGGAGAAGAUGGGCUUUGGAUAUCUCCGCAUCAAGCGGACGGACCUCCUCGACGUCUUGCUCCGAGCGACUACCAAGGCCCGCAUACCAGUUCACUACGGCAAGCGGCUCACGGCCGUAGAAGACACGGACAGUGGCGUAACCAUCACCUUCGCCGACGGCACGACCGACUCGGCGGACAUUCUCCUCGGCUGCGACGGCAUCCACUCAUCCGUCCGCACGCUGUACGUCGAUCCCGCGCAGACGCCCGUAUAUUCUGGCUUAUCGGGCUACGGCUCCAUCAUUCCCAUCGCCGCGCUGGGCAGCAGCCACGCCGCGACGGCAUCGCAGGUCCGUGGCAUCGACGCGACGCUCACGCAAGAAGGCGCCUUUGCAGCCAUGAGCUGCACCGCCGCAGACGACGAGCUCUACUGGAUCUUUUCCGGGGAGGUACCUCUGCCGGAGGUGGGCGACACGCGCGACGGGUGGGACGUCCGCCGCAAGGAGGAAGUCGAUGGCUUCAAGGACACCAUGUUGCAGGUGCUAGAGGGUGCGAGCGGCGACUGGGGCACCACGAUGCGCCGCAUCGUCGAGACGACAGACGUGGUCAAGUUCUACCCCGUCUUUAAGCUGCCCCCGGGCGGCACCUGGUCGAGGGGCCGCUGCCUGCUGCUCGGGGACGCGGCGCACGCGAUGCCUCCGCACGCGGGACAGGGCGUGUCCAUGGCGCUUGAGGAUGCGUUCCUGGCGGCGAGGCUGCUCAAGGACCUUCCUCUCGGGCAGCAGCAGCGGGUGGACGAGGCGUUUGCGACGUACGAGCGCGUGAGGAGGCCCCGCGUCGACGAGAUCGCCAAGAAGGCGGCGAGCAAUGCCGGCGUGAGGAAGAAGACGGGGCCGGUCGGGCUCCGCAUCAAGGAGUGGGUGGUUUGGGCUUACAUGUGGGUGGCGUGGGCGGUUGGGCUCAAGGGCGUGGGUGUCGAGGAGCGGCACCUGGUGUAUGACAUUGACGAGGCGGAGCUAUAGCGGCGCCAUGAUGUUUGCACGGAGCCUUGCUCCACGAGGACCAUUACUUUCCCUUUAUUAAAUUCUAAUUAGGUUGGGGACGGGGGGCCGUUACAUGUCGUUUCCAUCUCAGCUCAGACACGCUCGUCCUCUGGCGUUUUCGCCUUUUAUAUACCCCGUAGCCGCUCCCACUCGUCCUCCGUCAUCGAAAAGAGCAACUCAUCAUACCACUGCCUAUUAAAGCGUCGCGCGUCGCGCAUCCGCCCGUCGAGCGUGAAGCCCAUGCUCUCGUAC